Messenger RNA from Microthlaspi erraticum, 1170 nucleotides. The record is from the annotation of a GenBank genome assembly. NCBI's taxonomy places the organism in Eukaryota, Viridiplantae, Streptophyta, Magnoliopsida, Brassicales, Brassicaceae.
AUGACACCGAUCGACAUUCCUAUCGAUCUCCAGAUUGAAACACUCUUAAGAUUGCCUGUGAAGUCUCUGUUGAGAUUUAAAUGUGUCUCCAAGCUUUGGUCCUCUAUCAUCACCAGCCGAGACUUCAAAAACCGGCACAUUAAUAUUGCUACUUCCUCAGUUCCUCCUCGUCUCCUCAUUGCUUUUGCGGACUUUGACAGAAAUUAUGUUCUGUUAGUCUCCUCACCUAACCCCACCGCAUAUUCCUCUUCCUCUUCUCCAUGUUGUGUACCCUACAGAGAUUUGAGCCUAGUCAAACUCCGAGGGAAAGAGGUGUAUAAUGCGUGUCGGGGCUUGAUAUGCGUUGGAGCCGGUUUUAAAGAUGUGGCGAUUUGUAACCCCGGCACGAGGCAGCUGUAUGCUUUUCCCGAAUUCAAAUUCAAAGAUAGUCCACAAGCUUUUCCACGCCCAAAUUACGUUUUUGGGUACGAUCCUGUUGAAGAUCAAUACAAAGUGCUUGCCGCUGAUGUUAAUUUUGGUAGAUUCGAGCACAAGGUUGUGGCAUUAGGAAGAGAAGAAGCUUGGAGAGAGGUUCCGUGUGUCGCAUGUCCUCAUGUUGCUUUUACCUCGGGGUUGUAUAUGAACGGAACCGUCUACUACGGGGCUUACAGGGAGGCCAUCGAUUCCCAGAAUAUUAAUCCUAUAAUUAUGAGUUUCGAUGUUAGGCUUGAAACAUUCAACAUGAUCAAUAUACCAUCCAAAGUUCUAUCAUUGAUGGGUUAUGUAAAUAUGGGGGAUGCUCAUAGGUUGUUUACGGGUAAAGCACUGAUCAACUACAGAGAGAAAAUUGGUCUAGUUGAGAAUCCUCAUGAGGGUAGUUUUCGAUUGUGGAUUGUGGAAGAUGCUGAGAAAGAGGAAUGGUCCAUGCAGACUUUUCAUUUGCCGGAAUCUGCUCUUGGCCUUGACUUGAAGGUCACGGAUACCGUUAAUAACGGCGAGAUUUGUCUGGUUCCGAAAGAUUUGUCUGAUCCCUUUUGUCUUUUCUUUUACAACUUGGACAAGAAAAGCAUGAGAAGUGUCGUCAUUGAAGGAUUGCCUAUUUCUGAGUUUAACCGACCCUAUGGCAUUUCUGUGACGGUUUCGGAUCAUCAUGAGAGCUUCAUGUUCUUAGAAACUCCUAAGCUAACUUAG